Molecule: messenger RNA, 3879 nt
Organism: Centropristis striata (black sea bass)
Lineage: Eukaryota; Metazoa; Chordata; Actinopteri; Perciformes; Serranidae
Product: protein SOGA3-like
Exons: 8
Coding region: 430-3069 (879 amino acids)
Biological process (GO): regulation of autophagy
Source: RefSeq, a predicted model, not a curated record
GUGUCAGCGAGUCUGCUUAAUUCUCUGCGGUAAGAACUCAUCCAUUAUGUGGAGCUCUCUGUGAAGAUGCAUUCGUCUGGACUUUUACUUUAAUUUUCACAAAUGUCUCGACCACUGUCUGUCGGUGCAGCAGGCUGCAGUGCAUCGCUAACAGUCCUGGACAAAAACAAGUAGAGCUACACCUCCUGUGUAAAGUUGGGUCAGGAGAUGAGGGUGUGAAGCGGCAUCUAGUGGCUUGUUUACGGCUAGCAUCUUCCUCAAAGUUACACCUAUCUUUUUGUGUGAAUGAAGGCCUAAACUAUAGUCAAACCGGGCUACUUUAGUGUACAUUAAAACUUUAUGUUCAGCUGUUUUAAUUUUUUUCACUCCUGAUAAACAACUAGAAAUGACAGCCUGUGUUUGGAGUUUAUAUUUUUAGCGGAGUAAAACAUGAAGGCUGCCGCCGGCGGCGCUGCAGAUCCUCCAUCAUCGUCAACAUCAUCGACAGACAAUAGCGCAGGGAGGAGGAGGAGGCACCACCGGGCUCCCUCGCCGGCUACAGCCCAGGAAGGGGCAACCAAGCGAGCUCCAAGACCCCCAGGCAGGUCCAGAUCCCCUCUUCCCGCAGGAAGGAGCAGGAACACUGGGGCGAGGGAGUGUCUGAGGUCCGCUGACGGAGGGGAGAGAGAGCCCCAGAGCCGCGGCGGGGCAGCUGUUCACCCGGAUGGUGCUGAAGCUGAUCUAGUCGGACCAAACAGGGCGGAUGCUGUCGGGGAAGAUCCGACAGAUUUAUCAGCAUCGGCCCGUCGCUCUGCUUUACGCUUGCCUUGCCUUAAAGGCGACUCCUCCCAGCGUCUGUUGCCCGGCAGAGGCUCCUUCUCCGUAGCGGAGAAAGCGAAGAAACCCGGAGAGGAAGGCGGCCGCAGGGAGAGAAGCGGCGCGUCAGCGGGCUGCGGCGCGGGCCUCGGUUUGGGUCUGUGGAGAGGAGGAUGCUUACAGGCUGAACUCAUCCAGUUCCACCUGCAGAAGAGACUGAGAAGAAGCGGGGCGAAGAUGCAAACCAAGACUGGCGACAUGGAUGCGGAGGAGGCCGCUGUGGGAGAGCCGGAGCCGGCUGCAGAGGCGACAGAGGCGGGGUCCGUGACACAGCAGGACCAGGCCUAUGAAGACGAGAUGGAGAGACUGCUCGAGGAAAAUGAAGAUCUGAAGUGUGAAAUUGAGGAGAUGAGGACCGAGAUGGACGAGAUGCGGGACACAUUCUACGAAGAAGACACGUGUCAGCUGCAGGAGAUGAGACGUGAGCUGGAGAGGGCCAAUAAAAACUGCCGGAUCCUGCAGUACCGUCUGAGGAAGGCUGAGAGGAAGAGACUGCGUUACGCCCAGACAGGAGAGAUCGAUGAGGAGCUGCUGAGGAGUCUGGAGCAGGACCUGAAGGUCGCGAAAGACGUGUCUGUGAGGCUGCACCAUGAGCUCGAAAAGGUGGAGGAGAAGCGCACAAAGACGGAGGAGGAGAAUGAAAAACUGAGACAGAAACUCAUAGAAGUGGAAGUGACCAAACAAGCCCUGCAGAAUGAACUAGACAAAACCAAAGAGUCUCAAAAGAGAAGAGGAAGCAAGGACGUCCCGAAAACAGGAAAAUCUGCACAGACUCCUACAGAGGAGGACAAUGAGGACCUAAAGUGCCAGCUGGCUUUCAUCAAAGAGGAAGCAGUGCUUAUGAGAAAGAAGACAGCCAAGAUUGACAAAGAGAAGGACCGUCUGGAGCAAGAGCUGCAGAAGUACCGUUCCUUCUAUGGUGAACUGGACAGCACCCAUCCUAAAGGAGAGGCUGGGGGUCCGCCCACCACACGCGAAUCUGAGCUGAAGCUUCGACUCCGCCUGGUGGAGGAGGAGGCCAACAUCCUGGGGAGGAAAAUAGUGGAGCUGGAGGUUGAGAACCGUGGGCUGAGGGCGGAGCUGGAUGACCUCCGUGGUGAAGGCGAGGGUGCUGGAGGCUCCGGUUGUGGGGCCAUGGGUGGGUCCGGCUCAGGGCGAGGCCUUGGUGAUGAUCUGACGGAGCUCCGGCAGCAGCUGCAGCUGGUGGAGGACGAGGCAGAGCUGCUGAGGAGGAACCUCGCUGAUGCAGAAGAUCAAAACAAGAGAGUGACUGCUGAGCUGAACAAGUUACGGUUCAAAGCCGGCACCCACGAGGGCGGAGCCAGGCAUGGGGGAGGAUCGGGCGGAGGAGGAGGUGGAGGGAUUGAUGGAGCAAAGGCAGAAGCCCUGCAGGAGGAGUUAAAGGCAGCAAGGCUACAGAUCAAUGACCUGAGUGGAAAGGUGAUGCAGCUGCAGUACGAGAACCGUGUCCUCCUCUCCAACAUGCAGCGCUAUGACCUGGCCUCCCAUCUCUCCCUGCGGCCCAGCCCACGGGACAGCGACGCAGAGAGCGAUGCCGGCGGUGCCACAAGUGGUCGCCGCGAGAGUGACGAGGACUCCACCUCCUCCCGUCUCCUCCCACCACACCGCAAACGCGAGGGCCCUGUCGGAGGGGAGAGCGACUCAGAUGAGGUCAGAAACAAUAACGGGAGCAGCCGCUGCCUGACGCCCACACGGGGCCUCUACACCCCCACUGGACCCGAGGGCGCCGCCUCCUCCGCCUUGGCCCGCUUCCUGCCUGGUGGCCGCUGCAGCCUGCGCGAAAGGCAGCAAAUGACUGACAUCCGCAUGGAGGCGGAGAGGCUCGUCCGGACCAUGGACCGGCUCAUCGCUGACACGGCCACCAUCAUCUCAGAGGCAAGGGUCUUUGUUUCAAACGGCGACCUGAUGUUCGGGAGAGGAGGAGAGGAGGGCGGAGAGGAGGAAGGGGGCAGGAUCAGGGAACAUGAGCUGCUGUAUCGCAUUAACGCUCAGAUGAAGGCCUUCCGGAAAGAACUGCAGAGUUUCAUAGACAGACUUGAAGUACCGAGGCUUGAGGACAGGGAGGCGGAGGAGCCGCUGUCGAUGUUCCAGCCGAUCAUUCUGCUCAUCCUCAUCCUUGUGUUAUUCUCCUCCCUCUCUUACGCCACCAUCUUCAAACUAGUCUUUCUUUUUACUCUUUUCUUUGUUCUGUGAUGUACGCCUCCCUUAAGUCACAUCAUCCCUUGUUUGUUUUUUGCUCUGUUGUUUUUCUUUCCUCCCCGCAUCAUUUGUUGCCAAGGUAACCAAAAGCACAGGAAAAGCUCAGCACUUGCCAAGGCUGCAGACACUUUCAAGAGAGUGUGGCUAGAUUCAACACUGGAGUCCACAUUAUCCAUAACACAUCUCUGCACGUAUCUGCCCCCCCGAGAAGGUGAGUUACAGUGUGUACCUGUGAAAGAUUAUCACUUCUUGGUAACACAGGAGCUGAUAAUAUCCCAGCUCUAUAACAAGUUACUGUUGUCCUGUCUAUGUCAAAGAUCUGAUCCUUGUAUUGCAGCAGAGUGAAAAAAAGAAAGAAAAAGAAAAUGCUGAAAAAGAAAGAAACAAAUAGAAUCCAGGUGGCAAGAUUGUUCCAUUUCCUUGAGCACUUAAAGGACCUCCAGUCAUGUAGGCUUUAGACAGAUGAGAUCUGUUUAAAGGGAAUAUUUUGACAUUUGAAGAAAUAGAAUAAUUCACUUUGUUGCUGAGACUAAAAUGACAAGAAGCAAGUGGUUAGCUUAGCUUAGCACAAACACUGGAAGCAGAGGGAAACAGCCAGUCUGGCUUUCAGCACUUUAUUUUGUAACACACUUUAUUAAAUGUGCAACGGUCAAUCUCAGGUCACUUCAGUUAUUUUUAUGCUUUUUAAGUGGAAGGACUGAGUUUUUACCACAUUAGCAAAUACAAUAAAAUGUAGCCACAUGACAUCAAUGCUAAUAGCAUAAGAACACUAAGCACUUUAAAUUAGUUUACCAAAACUAUUAA